CCACACUCAACACCGCGUUUGGCUCUCACACAGUUCCUCUCUCCCUCAACUUGUUUCCUACUUAACGCGUUUGCGUGACCCAAUCGCCGAUCGCGCUUUCUAUAAAGCGCGACUCACGCAAAACCAACUGAACUCUUUCUGUUUCUCUCUCAGCGACGCCAUGGACGAAGAGGUGCGCAAGAUCUUCAACAAGUUCGAUAAGAACGGCGACGGCAAGAUCUCGUGCACGGAGCUGAAGGAGAUGAUGGCGGCGUUGGGAUCCAAAACGACGUCGGAGGAGGUGAGGCGCAUGAUGGCGGAGCUUGACCAGAACGGCGACGGUUACAUUGAUCUGAAGGAGUUCGGCGAGUUCCAUUGCGCCGGCGGCGACAACAGAGAGCUCCGGGAAGCGUUUGAGAUGUACGAUCUGGACAAGAACGGGUUGAUUUCGGCGAAGGAACUGCACUCGGUGAUGCGGAGGUUGGGGGAGAAAUGCUCGCUGAGUGAUUGCCGGAGGAUGAUUGGAAACGUGGACGCCGACGGCGACGGCAACGUCAAUUUCGAAGAGUUCAAGAAGAUGAUGACUCGCUCGUAGGCUUAGAAGUUGCUAACUUUAAUUAUCAAUGCUGCAGUUUCUUCUUCACCAUCCUUGGUGAUUUCUCCAGGGUUUGUGCUGACAGGCGGCGGCAAUGUUUUCUUCAGCAUCUCUACCAUAUCAGUAAUCUCUUCAUCUGAAAAGCGCUUCUCACAAAGAUCUAUGAUCUGGGUAAGGAAAGUGAACAAACUGGUUUUAGUUUCGCAAGGUGGCUAUAGAAGAAUCAAUUAAACAAAAUACUUGAAAGCAUAUUAUUAGUCUUAUAGAUCCAAGUCUUACCCAGAAUGAGAGAGAUCGAGAUCAAGAAAUAAAGAUGCAAGUUUUUUAGCAGAAAAUUAGGAUUUAACAUAACACACUACACUAAUUUCUAGGCUUCAUAAUUCAUGCAUAGCUGCUUUUCAUGAACAAUCAACUCAAGCGUGCAAGACUUGCAAACCUAAUGACCCCAACCUCAUUAGCAUGGCCGCAAAAUACUAAAGGCCAAUGAGGCAGAUAUGCCUAAGUCCCUAGCCACUUAAUGCCCCCCCAAAAAUUUAUAUCUUAAAUAAAGUCCACUGAUUACAAAUUUUAAGUUUAUUAAUUGAUUAUUAACAUAAUAAUUACUAUUGAUUCCUAGUUUUAUAUCCGAGUUAUUUAUAUAUUUUUAAUAAUUUUAACCAUUGAUAGUCAGUGAUUAUUCAGUGAAAGCUCGAGAAUGAAAUAUCCUUUGAAUAUUGAUUUAUAGUUAGCAAAGUUUUGCCAGCCCCAUUAAAAGGUUAUGGAGGUAGCACAAUUAAAUAAACAGGAAAACAUCAAAGAUUGGAUCUUCUUGCAAAAUUCGUCCAUCAUGCUCACUAAUACAUAUUCAAAUAAGGCAUACACAUCUUUACCCCUGCAAGCAAAGAGGCUGUAUCCAAGAUUCACCCCCUCUAAUUCACUAACAGGUGAACAUACAAGCUAAUUUACUUUUGGAACGAAAGAAAGUAAAAGUUAAGUCUAAUUGUCUAAAUGCUUCCAACUGGAUAUCAAUUCAUCUCAGGGAUUCCCCAAACUUGUUGAUCCUACCAAUAACAGUUUCUUAUAUAUGUAUAUAUUAUUACUGCAUCAUUAUAUUUUGAUAAUAUCAGAGCAUAGUAAUUUGUUACUGCUGACAAGUAUACAACACACCUUAAGACCCAAUUCUUCAAAGCCUAAGACAAGUAACAAAGCAAAAAACAUAGCAGAGAAAGGGGUUACAGCUAAAAAAUGCAGAGCUAAAUCAACUUCAACUAAAUACCCAAGUGUAAAAAAUAAAAGGGGAAACCAUAAUUUUGAUACUUACCGGGAAUAAUUCAACAUCAGCAGCUGGCCUACUGUUUAGUAUGUUGAGAAACCUCUGCUUUUGCGAGGUCACGUUGUUUAACACUCGUCAAGAACCCGUUGAUAUUUUCUCUUGUUUGAACUGAGGCAGCAGUGUCAGCCUAAUAAUCAUAAACCUGUUAGAUAUGAAUUACACAAUUAUCGAACAAUAAAACUUAAAAAAGGUAUCACCAUCGAUUUGCAAAAACUGAAAUUAUCCAUAAAAAAAUGGAGUUAUCUAAUAUCUGAGCAGAAUAACAAAUAUAACCUUCUAUUCAGACUGUGACACAUUGGCAAUAACCCUUGUUGGAUCCUUCGAAGCUCCUUUAGCUCGUAGGAAAUCAAGGACCUCAAAAUUUGUGAGAGCACCAGCAUUAGCCUCCAAGCUAUUACAAAGCAAUUAAAAAUCAACCAUGCCAAAUACGAAGAGAAACGUUCAAUUGAAAUUAAUGUAUCAGUUUUGAAAAGAAAUAAAAAAGGUUGGAAACGUACAUUUUCAUUUGUAAGAUACAGAGAGUAAGAAAAAAGGCAGUAACUCCACAAAGAAAUUGUCUCCUUCGAUUCUGCAAUAAAGCCAAUACAUAAACAAACAAUAACUCAAAGUAAUAACUUAGUGUACAAUUGUGAAUAGGUUAAGAUGAAUGGCUAGGGUUUCUACUUCUUAUUUCUAAAUUCUAGGCUAAAACUGUGUUUGGAACCGCGAAAUGAAAUCGUUAGGCAACACGCGGAAAAUAUAUUGUUCUUCAGGAAACCGAAUUUCAGAUAAGAUGAAUUAGCAUGGAUU
Messenger RNA from Abrus precatorius (Indian licorice), 2675 nucleotides. RefSeq names its product probable calcium-binding protein CML18. Bases 161 to 574 code for a protein of 137 amino acids. Gene Ontology annotation, molecular function: calcium ion binding. NCBI's taxonomy places the organism in Eukaryota, Viridiplantae, Streptophyta, Magnoliopsida, Fabales, Fabaceae. The record is from RefSeq and is a predicted model, not a curated record. The transcript has 2 exons.